ACACAGAGAGAGACACAAACACAAACAUAGAGAGAGAGAGAGAGAUGGCGAACGAGAAGCCAAUGAAUAUCUCCACUUUCUUCUGUCUGUUAUUACAGUUAUUCUUCAUCUUCAAUCUCGCAAGAGGGGAGCUACAGAUGAACUACUACGGGGAGAGCUGUCCGAAAGCAGAGGAGAUAAUAAGACAGCAAGUAGAGACACUCUAUUACAAGCACGGCAACACUGCUGUCUCGUGGCUCCGCAAUCUCUUCCACGACUGCGCCGUCAAGUCAUGCGAUGCAUCGCUGCUGUUGGAGACGGUGGAAUCGGAGCAGAAAUCGGUGAGGAGCUUCGGGAUGAGGAAUUUCAAGUACGUCAAGACCAUCAAAGACGCUCUCGAGAGGGAAUGUCCCUCCACCGUCUCUUGCGCCGACAUCGUCGCCCUCUCCGCCCGUGAAGGCAUCGUCAUGCUGAAGGGGCCGAGGAUAGAGAUGAAGACAGGGAGGAGAGACAGCAGAGAGAGCUACUUGGGAGAAGUGGAGAGGCUAAUCCCAAACCACAACGACUCUCUCUCUUCCGUUCUCUCCACUUUUGAUUCCAUGGGCAUCGACCUCGAAGCCACCGUCGCUCUCUUAGGAGCUCAUUCGGUGGGUCGAGUGCACUGCGUGAACCUAGUCCACCGUCUCUACCCAACGGUCGAUCCGACCCUCGACCCGAAUUACGCCCAGUACCUAAAGGGCCGGUGUCCCACGCCCAACCCGGACCCGAACGCAGUGUUAUACUCCCGGAACGACCGUGAAACCCCGAUGGUCAUAGACAAUUUCUACUUCAAGAACAUUUUGGAACACAAGGGACUGUUAACGGUGGACGAAGAACUAGCUACCGAUCCCAGAACAGCUCCGUACGUGACGAAGAUGGCGGCGGACAAUGGCUAUUUCUACGCGCAGUUCUCUCGGGGUGUGAGGCUCCUGUCGGAGACAAACCCUCUCACCGGCGACCAAGGAGAGAUCCGCCGAGAUUGUCGCUUUGUUAACAAGUGAUGAUGUGUCAUGUGUGUUUGUGUUUUAUUUUGAUAUUAUGAAUUAUGGAUGUGAAUGGUUACUGCUGUCAUGGGCCUGGGGAAAACGCUGUAAAUUCCCGAAAAGAGAAUGGGAAUACUUGUUCAAUUGUGCUCA
Messenger RNA from Tarenaya hassleriana, 1154 nucleotides. Its product is annotated as peroxidase 21. The transcript is spliced from 5 exons. The record is from RefSeq and is a predicted model, not a curated record. Gene Ontology annotation, molecular function: peroxidase activity; heme binding. The coding region runs from base 45 to 1019 and encodes 324 amino acids. Lineage: Eukaryota; Viridiplantae; Streptophyta; Magnoliopsida; Brassicales; Cleomaceae. Gene Ontology annotation, biological process: response to oxidative stress; hydrogen peroxide catabolic process.